AUGGCUCCUUCGGCGACCAACACCGAGUGGGAUCACCAGUACAACACCCUCCGCCGCGAAAAUCUCUUCCGGAACCCUCCCAAGGAUCACACCGCCUACCCGGCUCUGCAAGAAGCUGUUAGCCCCCAUAUCGACUCCUUCAAUGCCGUUUUCAGAGCCGACGGCAAGAGCCUCCUCGACCGAGGUCUAGAGGACAUUGGCGUCAAGACCUACCUCGACGGCGAUGACAGGUCUGGCCCCGAGGGGAAAAACCGAUUGACUAUUCGGUACAAGGGCGUCUCCCUCCAGAAGUCUCAACUGCCCCCAUCCAACAAGUUCGCCAGGAACCGCGAGAUCCUCCCGUCUGAGUGCAGAGAACGCCACUGCACCUACCGAGGCAGACUUUCCGCGACUUUCGAGUACAGGAUCAACGAUGGCGACCCCAAGGAAUUUGUUCGCGAGCUCGGUCAGGUGCCCAUCAUGAUCAAGUCCAACCGAUGCCACUUGGAAGGCAACUCACCCGCCCAGCUCGUUGCGAAGAAGGAGGAGUCUGAAGAAUUGGGCGGCUACUUCAUUGUGAACGGAAACGAAAAGAUCAUUCGAAUGCUGCAAGUCAACCGCAGAAAUUUCCCCAUGGCCAUCAACCGUCCGAGUUUCCAAAAUCGUGGCCAAGGCUAUACCCCGUACGGCAUCAUCCUCCGCUCAGUCAGACCCGACGAAACAUCACAGACCAACGUCCUUCACUACUUGAGCGACGGUAACAUGACGUUUCGUUUUUCCUGGAAGAAAAACGAGUACCUCGUCCCCGUUAUGAUGGUCCUCAAGGCACUCGUGGAGACAAACGACAGAGAGAUUUUCGAGGGCCUUAUCGGGCUGUCCUCGUCCAAGUCGGCCAAGAACACGUUUCUUACGGAUCGCGUUGAGCUACUGUUGCGCACCUACAAGUCGUACGGUCUCCAUAGCAAGACUGAGACGCGAGCGUACCUCGGCGAGAAAUUUCGUGUGGUACUGGGCGUUCCCGAUACCAUGUCCAACUACGACGUUGGUACCGAGUUCUUGCGCAAGAUCGUGCUCGUCCACUUGGGCAACGUCAACGUCACCGAAAAGGAGGACAACGACAAGUUCAGAACACUGCUCUUCAUGAUCAGGAAGCUCUACGCUCUUGUCGCCGGCGACUGCGCCGUCGACAACCCUGAUGCCAUUCAAAACCAAGAGGUCUUGCUUGGUGGUUUCCUUUACGGCAUGAUCAUCAAGGAACGCCUUGAGGAGUUUCUGACAACUGCUGUGCGAUUGUCACUGAGGGAAUGGACCAGAAAGCAUCCGGCCACGCCCUUCACGUCGCAAGAUUUCGCCAAGGAUUUCCCCGCCAACAUCUUCAGGCACGCCAAUGAGAACAUCGGAAAUGGUUUGGAAUACUUCCUUUCGACGGGUAACUUGACGAGUCCGUCGGGCCUCGAUCUACAGCAGACAGCAGGCUUCACAGUUGUCGCGGAAAAGCUCAAUUUCCUUCGCUUCAUCAGUCACUUCCGAAUGAUUCACAGAGGUGCCUUCUUCGCUGAGCUGAAGACAACUACAGUCAGAAAGCUCCUGCCUGAGUCUUGGGGUUUCAUGUGCCCUGUACACACUCCUGACGGUGCUCCUUGCGGUUUGUUGAACCAUCUGGCGCACAAGUGUAAGAUCAUGACGGAAGCUGUCGAUGCAUCCAAGAUUCCUGCUCUGGUGGCAGAGCUUGGCGCCGUAGAGACGUCGUCUGCUGCAACGGACGAGAGCGUCGUCAUUAUGCUCGACGGUAGAAUCAUCGGCUUCUGCACUCCCCGCGAGUCGUUGAGAAUCGCUGACACACUUCGUUACUGGAAGGUCGAGGGCUCUCAUGGCGUACCUUUGCAGCUCGAAAUCGGAUACGUUCCCCCUUCCAACGGCGGCUCUUACCCCGGAAUUUACUUGGCAUCUGCUCCCGCUCGUAUGGUGAGACCUGUCAAGUAUCUUCCCUUGGACAAGGAAGACUUUGUUGGACCUCACGAGCAGCCUUACAUGUCGAUUGCCGUUGUCGAAAACGAAAUAGUUUCUGGAGAGUCAACACACGUGGAGUUCACUCCUACAAACAUGCUCUCUAUUCUGGCCAACAUGACUCCUUUCUCCGAUUUCAACCAGUCGCCCAGAAACAUGUACCAGUGCCAGAUGGGUAAGCAAACCAUGGGAACACCAGCAACUGCUCUGCGGCACAGAACGGACAACAAGAUGUACCGAUUGCAGAGUGGUCAAACCCCCGUCGUACGAUCGCCUUUGCACAACACCUACGGUUUCGACAACUUCCCCAACGGCACGAAUGCCGUUGUUGCCGUCAUCUCGUACACCGGCUACGACAUGGACGACGCCAUGAUUCUGAACAAGUCGGCCCAUGAAAGAGGAUUCGGACACGGCACCAUCUACAAGACGAAGAAGGUCUCUCUCAAGGACGAAUCGAGGACGCGAGCCGUCAAGAACAUCUCCAAGCUAUUCGGUUUCGCUCCAGGUGGUUUCGUCAAGGGACACUACAAAGCUCAGCUUGACGAAGAUGGUUUGCCGUUCGUUGGCCGCAUGGUCCAGGAGGGAGAUGUCCUGUGUGCAUGGCACACGGUGUCAGCAGACUACAGCGGAAAGCUGAUCAACCUCGACGGGCAGACCCACUACGAGAAGUACAAGGAGUCCGAGACAGCAUUCAUCGAGGAGGUGCGCGUGAUUGGAAGUGAGACAGGUAACGAGCCCGCUCAGACCAUCUCCAUCAAGCUCCGAGUUCCCCGAUCUCCUGUCAUCGGUGACAAGUUCUCCUCUCGUCACGGACAGAAGGGUGUUGCCUCUCAGAAGUGGCCGGCCAUUGAUAUGCCCUUUUCUGAAUCAGGUAUUCAGCCUGAUGUCAUCAUCAACCCUCACGCUUUCCCUUCUCGAAUGACCAUCGGUAUGUUCGUCGAGUCGCUCGCCGGUAAGGCGGGAGCUCUUCAUGGCCUGGCGCAAGACUCGACGCCUUUCAAAUUCAACGAGGAGAACACGGCGGCAGAUUACUUCGGCCACCAGCUAAUGAAGGCUGGUUACAACUACCACGGCAACGAGCCUAUGUACUCAGGCAUUACUGGAGAGGAACUGGCGGCUGACAUUUACGUCGGCGUCGUUUACUACCAGCGUCUUCGUCACAUGGUGAACGACAAGUAUCAGGUGCGAACAACAGGACCUGUUGUGCCGACGACCGGUCAGCCCAUCAAGGGAAGAAAGCGUGGUGGUGGUAUCCGUGUGGGAGAGAUGGAGCGUGACGCGCUGCUCGCUCACGGUACUGCCUUCCUCCUGCAAGACAGACUCCUCAAUUGUUCAGAUUACACCAAGAGCUGGAUCUGCCGCAGCUGUGGUUCGUUCCUCUCUGUCCAACCGACAGUGUCGCCGUUCGUGGGUAAGAAGAAGCAAGUCACGACAGUCCGUUGCAGGAACUGCGCGACUCAGCUGGACGCUAGCGAUGCAGCCAGCGCCGCGAAGGUGGAGGGGGAGAUUUGGGAGGAUGGGCAGGGUAACCAGUGGGUUGGAGGUGAGAACACGACUGUUGUCGUCGUUCCUGGUGCGCUCAAGUUCCUGGAUGUUGAGUUGGCGGCCAUGGGUGUGAAGCUGAAGUACCGCGUUGACUCCCGCGACGCACCCCGCAAGGGCCCGUUGAAGCCCAUGUCAUCAUUACCUUAG
Molecule: messenger RNA, 3678 nt
Organism: Colletotrichum karsti
Lineage: Eukaryota; Fungi; Ascomycota; Sordariomycetes; Glomerellales; Glomerellaceae
Product: DNA-directed RNA polymerase i subunit beta
Exons: 2
Coding region: 1-3678 (1225 amino acids)
Biological process (GO): DNA-templated transcription
Cellular component (GO): nucleus; RNA polymerase I complex
Molecular function (GO): DNA binding; DNA-directed RNA polymerase activity; ribonucleoside binding
Source: RefSeq, a predicted model, not a curated record